This is a messenger RNA of Sparassis crispa, 1143 nucleotides long. RefSeq lists its product as hypothetical. Bases 1 to 1143 code for a protein of 380 amino acids. NCBI's taxonomy places the organism in Eukaryota, Fungi, Basidiomycota, Agaricomycetes, Polyporales, Sparassidaceae. Gene Ontology annotation, molecular function: mitochondrial transcription factor activity. The transcript has 8 exons. Gene Ontology annotation, biological process: transcription initiation at mitochondrial promoter. The record is from RefSeq and is a predicted model, not a curated record. Gene Ontology annotation, cellular component: mitochondrial matrix; mitochondrial DNA-directed RNA polymerase complex.
AUGAACGCAGUCCGCCUUUCUCACCGCUUUGCAAAGCCACUCCGACAGUCAUGCAUCCGGUCUUACACGACCCUCAGUGAACUACCUCCACUACCACCUCUUGAAGAAUGGCGGCAUCAUUUCACUGUAGGCACGAAUUACAGCAGGGAGAACGUCUCCCUAUGGAACCCGCACACUGCCGCCAGAAUCGCCCAUUCUUUCCUGUCUAACCCGAGUCCGGCGUCGGGAAACGGAAAGAUUAUUAUUGAGGCCUAUCCUGGUCCCGGCGCACUAUCCAGGGCGCUGCUUACCUUGCCGAAGUCCAAGGUUCGGAAACUCAUCAUCCUAGAGGAUCAUGAGCAAUAUCUCAAGUUCCUCCGUCCUUUAGAAGAGGCCGAUUCACGUGUCAAAGUCAUCCCACUCUCAGGUUUCAAUUGGGACACUUACAGUCACAUAGAAGACUUGGGACUUCUGGAUGACGUAGAGACACAUGCGUGGGAGACCCUACAUCCCCAACUUCAUUUCAUCAGCCACCUUGAACACUCAAUUAAGGGAGAGCAGCUGAUAGCACAGUUGUAUCGAUGCAUUCCCGAAAAAACGUGGCUAUUCAAGUAUGGUCGAGUGCCCAUGAGUCUUAUUGUCAAUAAUUGGGUUUGGUCGCGCAUAUCAUCUGGGCGUGGGAAGGCCUCUCGUUGCAAAUUAACUGUGAUCGCUGAGGCAACUUCCGAGUCCAUGCCAUCACUCGCGUCCGAGACUCUCCAGCCAACCGGAGAGCAUUUUUUUCCUCCUCUCUCGACUGAAUCACGCCGUUCUGUUCCGCUGCAUGCCAUCAACAUCAUACCGCUCGAGGAUCAGAUCAUCACGCGGGGUAUGCUGGAUAAAUGGGAUUAUUGUCUACGCCGUCUAUUCGUUCUCAAGUCUACACCACUGAAGCGCGCUAUCGGCUCGCUAGCCCCCGGCGCCCAAACGUUACUCAAAACUCUCACAGACCCGAACCUCCCCCCCGAGCAGCAUUUCAAUAUCAACAAGUCUCCACGAGAUCUUUCAGUGGCAGAAUGGGCACUACUCCUGCGCGCGUUCGACGACUGGCCGUUCGCUCCUGAGGAGUUGCUUAUUACUGACGCAUUUGCACGUCACAACAGCGUCGGGCGGAAGAGCCAUUGA